Molecule: messenger RNA, 1576 nt
Organism: Bipolaris sorokiniana ND90Pr
Lineage: Eukaryota; Fungi; Ascomycota; Dothideomycetes; Pleosporales; Pleosporaceae
Exons: 1
Coding region: 172-1230 (352 amino acids)
Molecular function (GO): catalytic activity
Source: RefSeq, a predicted model, not a curated record
GAGAAACGUUGAGGAGACCGAGAAAAGCAUUGAACAGUAAUAUGAUGAACACCGACAAGCACGGGUUCUUUGCAGAAUGCGGGGAGGUACGCCUAAUCAGACGCAGGGGCAUUUAUUAGAUCAUGUGUUCGCCAACACCACCGUUUUCGCAUUGCCAUAACACUACGCAUAAUGGCAAGCAUCCUCCGCGUGGCUGCAUGCCAUGCGUCUCCAGUUUUUCUGAAUGCGCGUCGGACAACAGACAAGGCCAUAGCCCUCGUCAAGCAGGCAGCCUCGAACAAGGCUAACUUGGUCGUUUUCCCCGAAACCUACAUAUCUGCUUUCCCAAUCUGGAGCUCGUUGAGACCACCCACCGACAAUCACUGGCUAUUCCAGCGUAUGGUACAAGAGUCAGUCUAUGCAGAUGGUGAUGAAUUGGAAGCGAUUCGCGAAGCUGCACGAUCAAGCGGUGUAUUGGUCAGCAUCGGCUUCAGCGAAAAGUCCCGCCAUAGCAACGGCUGCCUCUACAACUCGAACCUGAUCAUUGGGACCGAGGGCGAGGUGCUUGUACACCACCGAAAGCUUGUUCCGACUUUCUUUGAGAAAUUGACCUGGAGCCCUGGAGAUGGCCAUGGGUUACGCGUUGCUAGCACGCAGUUUGGGCGAAUUGGCACCCUCAUAUGCGGCGAGAAUACAAACGCACUCGCAAGGUAUUCUAUGAUUGCACAAGCUGAACAAGUGCAUAUCUCUACCUGGCCCGCAAUUUGGCCGACGCGAACAUUGCAAAAAAUCCCACCGAGCGCCGAAAGCGGCGUCCAUCAGGCCAGCACACGUGGAGCUAACUACGAUAAUUUGGCGGCUAACAGGACACGCGCAGCAGCGCAUUGCUUUGAGGCCAAGUGCUUCGGCGUUGCAUGUUCCGGACACCUGGGAGAGGAUGCUAUUGAGACAAUUGUUGAUGGAGCGAGUCAGCCCGAUGUGGUAACCGAGACUUUGCGUGCCAUGCCACGGGCUGCCACGUUCUUCCUAGAUCCUACUGGCGCUCCACUUCCUAGUUUCAUCUACAAAGAUUCGCAAAAACAAAAUACGGAUGCGCUCCAGUCCGACGAAGAUAUACUGUAUGCCGAUAUGCGACUAGAAGACUGCAUCGAAGGAAAACAGUACCAUGAUGUUGUUGGAGGCUAUCAACGACUAGACGUGUUUGAUCUUAAAGUAGACCGAUCUAGAAAAGAUCCGGUCAAGUUUCUUUAAAGCCGCGGACAAUUAACAUACCCGACAUAUACUCCUCGUAUUUUUACCACGUCACGUCGGUUAGUGCCUCAGAAUCUGGCUGGCAUUGUUAUGUUCUGUGUGGAAGACUGCGCCUCUCUUCAAUGUUUGCAUACUUCAACGCAGGUCCAUCGCUGUUUGACGUAAUGCCUGUCUUUAUUUCCAGUGCCACCGAACCUGAUCUGUCGAGUCAUAUUGUAUGGUAAAUUUAAAAAACAUAUUGAUGAAAAAUCUGCCAUUCUGUUGAGCUAAUACUUUUUCAUACCUUUUUCAUACCACCUACAACUACAAAAUUGGAUUAAACAUUUGUUGGGCAGUAAGGCUUCCG